CUUCUUUCAUGAAACUGAGCUUGCUUAAUCAAAGAUGGAGCAACCAGACUGCAAACCGUAUCAACCUCUGUCCAAAGUCAAGCAUGAAAUGGAUCUAGCUUAUACCAGUUCUUCUGACGAGAGUGAAGAUGGGAGAAAACCACGACAGGCAUUCAACUCCAGGGAAACUCUGCAUGAAUAUAACCAAGAGCUAAGGAGGAAUUACAACAGCCAGAGUAGAAAGAGGAAAGAAGUGGAGAAAUCUACUCAAGAGAUAGAAUUCUGUGAAACUCCUCCUGCUUUGUGCUCUGACUACCAGACAGACAUGCAUGGCGUUUCUCGGCAUGGCUACCAGCUAGACAUGGGAUCUGAUGUAGACACAGAGACAGAAGGUGCUGCAUCACCCGACCAUGCACUGCGAAUGUGGAUAAGAGGCAUGAAGUCAGAACAUAGUUCCUGUCUGUCAAGCAGGGCCAACUCUGCAUUGUCCUUGACUGACACUGACCAUGAAAGGAAGUCUGAUGGGGAAAAUGGUUUUAAGUUCUCUCCUGUUUGUUGUGAUAUGGAGGCUCCAGCUGGUUCUACUCAAGACAUGCAAAGCAGCCCACACAACCAGUUCACCUUCAGACCCCUCCCACCACCACCACCUCCUCCACACGCCUGCACCUGUGCCAGGAAGCCGCCUCCCACAGUGGACUCUCUUCAAAGAAGAUCAAUGACUACCCGCAGUCAGCCAAGCCCAGCUGCUCCUGCUCCUCCAACCAGCACACAGGAUUCAGUUCAUCUGCAUAACAGCUGGGUCUUGAACAGCAACAUACCGCUGGAGACCAGGCAUUUCCUGUUCAAACACGGAUCUGGUUCCUCUGCAAUCUUCAGUGCAGCCAGUCAGAACUACCCACUGACAUCCAAUACUGUCUACUCACCACCUCCCAGGCCGCUGCCUCGGAGCACCUUUUCCCGACCUGCCUUCACUUUUAACAAACCGUAUAGAUGCUGCAAUUGGAAGUGCACAGCCUUGAGCGCUACCGCAAUCACAGUGACUUUGGCCUUGUUACUAGCCUAUGUAAUUGCAGUACACUUGUUUGGCCUGACGUGGCAGUUGCAACCAGUUGGACAGAUCUAUGCGAAUGGAAUUAGCAAUGGGAACACAGGGACCGAGUCCAUGGACACUACUUACUCUCCCAUUGGAGGAAAAGUUUCUGACAAAUCAGAGAAAAAAGUGUUUCAGAAGGGACGAGCAAUUGAUACUGGAGAAGUUGACAUUGGAGCACAGGUCAUGCAGACCAUUCCACCGGGCUUAUUCUGGCGUUUCCAGAUUACUAUCCACCAUCCUAUAUAUCUGAAAUUCAAUAUUUCUUUAGCCAAGGACUCUCUACUGGGAAUUUAUGGCAGAAGAAACAUUCCAGCUACACACACUCAGUUUGAUUUUGUGAAGUUAAUGGAUGGCAAACAACUGGUAAAACAAGACUCCAAGAGCUCUGACGACAUCCAGCACUCCCCGAGGAAUCUGAUCUUAACAUCCCUUCAGGAGACAGGUUUCAUAGAGUAUAUGGACCAAGGACCUUGGUAUCUGGCAUUUUACAAUGAUGGAAAAAAGAUGGAACAAGUAUUUGUGCUAACUACAGCAAUUGAAAUAAUGGAUGACUGUUCAACCAACUGCAAUGGAAAUGGAGAGUGUAUCUCUGGACAUUGUCAUUGCUUCCCAGGAUUUCUUGGACCUGACUGUGCUAGAGAUUCGUGCCCAGUGCUGUGUGGAGGCAAUGGGGAGUAUGAGAAAGGCCACUGCGUCUGCAGGAAUGGCUGGAAAGGACCUGAGUGUGAUGUUCCAGAAGAACAAUGCAUUGACCCAACAUGCUUUGGCCACGGCACCUGCAUCAUGGGAGUCUGCAUCUGUGUUCCCGGAUACAAAGGAGAAAUAUGUGAAGAAGAGGACUGCUUAGACCCAAUGUGCUCCGCUCAUGGCAUCUGUGUUAAAGGAGAAUGUCACUGUUCUACUGGCUGGGGAGGAGUCAACUGUGAAACGCCACUUCCUAUCUGCCAAGAGCAGUGCUCGGGACAUGGAACUUUUCUUCUGGACACUGGAAUUUGCAGCUGUGAUCCCAAGUGGACAGGACCUGACUGUUCUACAGAACUCUGUACCAUGGAGUGUGGGAGCCAUGGAGUGUGCUCAAGGGGAAUAUGCCAAUGUGAAGAAGGCUGGGUAGGACCAACAUGUGAGGAACGUUCCUGUCAUUCUCACUGUGCUGAGCAUGGCCAAUGCAAAGAUGGAAAAUGUGAGUGCAGCCCUGGAUGGGAGGGCGACCACUGCACAAUUGCUCACUACUUAGAUGCUGUCCGAGAUGGCUGUCCAGGGCUCUGCUUUGGAAAUGGACGAUGUACCCUGGAUCAAAAUGGUUGGCACUGUGUGUGCCAGGUUGGUUGGAGUGGGACAGGCUGCAAUAUUGUCAUGGAAAUGCUUUGUGGAGACAACUUGGACAAUGAUGGAGAUGGUUUGACUGAUUGUGUGGACCCAGAUUGCUGUCAACAAAGCAACUGUUAUGUAAGCCCACUCUGUCAGGGCUCACCAGACCCUCUUGACCUCAUUCAACAAAGCCAGCCCCUCUUCUCUCAGCACACUUCAAGACUCUUCUAUGAUCGAAUCAAAUUUCUUAUUGGCAAGGACAGCACUCAUGUCAUCCCUCAAGAGGUCUCAUUUGACAGCAGGCGUGCCUGUGUAAUUCGAGGCCAAGUGGUAGCUGUGGAUGGAACCCCUCUUGUGAGAGUCAAUGUCAGUUUCUUGCAUCACAGUGAUUAUGGUUUUACCAUCAGUCGGCAAGAUGGAAGCUUUGACCUCGUAGCCAUUGGUGGUAUCUCUGUUGUCUUACUUUUUGACCGAUCGCCUUUCUUGUCUGAAAAGAGAACACUCUGGUUGCCUUGGAAUCAGUUUAUUGUGGUGGAGAAAGUAAUCAUGCAGAGAAUUACUGCAGACUCACCAUCCUGCGAUAUUUCCAACUUCAUCAGCCCAAACCCUAUUGUGCUUCCUUCGCCACUUACAUCAUUUGGAGGGUCCUGUCCAGAAAGGGGAACUAUUGUCCCUGAACUACAGGUUGUACAGGAGGAAAUCCCAAUUCCUUCUAGCUUUGUGAGGCUGAGUUACCUGAGCAGUCGAACACCUGGGUAUAAAACUUUGCUACGGAUCAUUUUGACACAUUCAACGAUUCCCGUGGGCAUGAUUAAAGUACACCUCACAGUAGCUGUGGAAGGGCGACUCACACAGAAGUGGUUUCCUGCUGCAAUUAAUCUUGUCUACACAUUUGCUUGGAAUAAGACAGACAUCUAUGGACAGAAGGUUUGGAGCCUGACAGAAGCUUUGGUGUCUGUGGGAUAUGAAUAUGAGAUGUGCCCUGACUUUAUUCUCUGGGAACAAAAGACAGUCGUUUUACAGGGCUUUGAGAUGGAUGCAUCGAACCUAGGAGGCUGGUCCUUGAAUAAGCAUCAUAUUUUUAAUCCUCAAAGUGGAAUCAUACAUAAAGGAAAUGGAGAAAAUAUGUUCAUUUCCCAGCAGCCCCCAGUCAUAUCAACCAUAAUGGGUAAUGGACACCAAAGGAGUGUAGCCUGCACUAACUGUAAUGGCCCAGCUCACAACAACAAACUCUUUGCUCCUGUUGCUUUAGCUUCUGGCCCUGAUGGUAGUGUGUAUGUUGGUGACUUCAAUUUUGUAAGGCGAAUAUUUCCUUCGGGAAAUUCCAUUAGCAUUUUGGAAUUAAGAAACAGAGAUACCAGACAUAGCACAAGCCCUGCACACAAGUACUAUCUGGCUAUGGAUCCUAUGUCUGAAUCACUCUACCUAUCAGACACAAAUACUCGAAAAGUCUACAAACUGAAAUCUCUUGUGGAAACAAAAGAUCUGACUAAGAAUUUUGAGGUGGUGGCCGGCACAGGUGAUCAGUGUCUUCCUUUUGACCAGAGUCACUGCGGAGAUGGUGGCAAAGCCUCAGAAGCAUCAUUGAACAGCCCUCGAGGCAUCACAGUUGAUAAGAAUGGAUUUAUUUACUUUGUGGACGGGACUAUGAUCCGAAGAAUUGAUGAGAAUGCUGUGAUCACAACUGUAAUUGGCUCAAACGGUCUGACUUCCACACAGCCAUUGAGCUGUGACUCAGGAAUGGACAUCACUCAGGUGCGAUUAGAGUGGCCAACCGACCUCACAGUCAAUCCCAUGGACAACUCAUUGUAUGUUCUGGAUAACAACAUCGUGCUGCAGAUUUCUGAGAACAGGCGUGUGCGGAAUAUCGCAGGGCGUCCCAUUCACUGCCAGGUGCCCGGCAUCGAUCAUUUCUUGGUCAGCAAAGUAGCAAUUCACUCCACUCUGGAGUCAGCCAGGGCCAUCAGCGUCUCCCACAGCGGGUUGCUCUUCAUCGCUGAAACAGACAAGAGGAAAGUGAACCGCAUUCAGCAAGUAACCACCAAUGGGGAGAUCUCCAUCAUAGCCGGCGCCCCCACUGACUGCGACUGCAAAAUUGAUCCCAACUGUGACUGUUUUUCAGGUGAUGGUGGGUACGCCAAAGACGCAAAGAUGAAAGCCCCUUCCUCCUUGGCAGUGUCACCUGAUGGUACCCUCUAUGUAGCAGACCUUGGCAAUGUUUGAAUUCGUACCAUCAGCAGGAACCAAGCCCACCUGAAUGAUAUGAACGUUUAUGAGAUUGCCUCGCCUGCUGACCAAGAACUCUAUCAGUUCACUGUCAAUGGAACCCACCUACAUACCGUGAACUUGAUAACAAGGGACUAUGUAUAUAACUUCACCUACAAUGCUGAUGGUGAUCUGGGUGCCAUCACUAGCAGCAAUGGCAAUUCAGUGCAUAUUCGCCGGGAUGCAGGUGGCAUACCUCUAUGGCUUGUGGUGCCUGGCGGGCAAGUCUACUGGCUUACCAUAAGCAGCAACGGAGUCCUGAAAAGAGUGUCAGCUCAAGGCUACAAUUUGGCCUUGAUGACCUACCCAGGAAACACAGGACUUCUAGCAACAAAAAGUAAUGAAAAUGGAUGGACCACUGUUUAUGAGGAUCCUACGGAUCAAACUCAGGCCAGCAGGCCUGUGCAGCAAGUGCGUCUACUCACUAAGACACCUUGCCAGGAGGCCCAUAAUAGAAACCUACUCUCCAUAGAUUUUGAUCAUAUGACCUGCACGGGAAAGAUCUAUGACGACCAUCGAAAAUUUACCCUUCGAAUUCUUUAUGACCAAGCUGGUAGACCUAUUCUGUGGUCUCCUGUAAGCAGAUAUAAUGAAGUGAACAUCACAUAUUCACCUUCGGGAUUGGUCACAUUUAUUCAAAGAGGAACCUGGAACGAAAAGAUGGAAUAUGAUCAGAGUGGAAAAAUAAUCUCAAGAACUUGGGCUGAUGGAAAAAUUUGGAGCUAUACCUACUUAGAAAAAUCUGUGAUGCUUCUCUUACACAGUCAGCGGCGUUACAUCUUUGAGUAUGACCAAUCAGAUUGCCUACUGUCGGUCACCAUGCCUAGUAUGGUGCGCCACAGCUUACAAACCAUGCUUUCAGUGGGCUACUACUGUAACAUCUACACUCCGCCAGACAGCAGCACUUCUUUGAUCCAAGACUACAGUCGAGAUGGCCGACUGCUACAGACUCUGCAUCUAGGGACUGGGCGCAGAGUUUUGUACAAGUACACAAAGCAAGCAAGACUGUCUGAGAUUCUCUAUGACACCACUCAGGUCACACUGACGUAUGAAGAGUCUUCUGGAGUGAUUAAGACAAUACACCUGAUGCAUGAUGGGUUUAUCUGCACAAUCAGAUACAGGCAAACAGGACCUCUUAUUGGACGUCAGAUUUUCCGAUUCAGUGAAGAAGGUCUUGUGAAUGCACGAUUUGACUACAGUUACAACAACUUCCGUGUCACCAGCAUGCAAGCUGUGAUCAAUGAGACCCCUUUGCCCAUAGAUCUAUACCGAUACGUUGAUGUUUCUGGUAGAACAGAACAGUUUGGAAAAUUCAGUGUAAUUAACUAUGAUCUAAAUCAGGUUAUAACUACUACAGUAAUGAAGCACACCAAGAUCUUCAAUGCCAAUGGACAAGUCAUUGAAGUCCAAUAUGAGAUCCUAAAGGCAAUUGCCUACUGGAUGACUAUUCAGUAUGAUACUAUGGGCCGGAUGUUCAUAUGUGACAUAAGGGUAGGAGUAGAUGCCAAUAUCACAAGGUACUUCUAUGAAUAUGAUGCUGACGGGCAACUUCAAACUGUUUCUGUGAAUGACAGAACCCAGUGGCGUUAUAGUUAUGAUCUGAAUGGAAACAUCAAUCUCUUGAGCCAUGGGAAUAGUGCUCGUCUUACACCUCUCCGAUACGACCUCCGAGACCGCAUUACUAGACUAGGAGAAAUUCAGUAUAAAAUGGAUGAAGAUGGUUUUCUGAGACAGAGAGGAAAUGAUAUAUUUGAGUAUAAUUCUAAUGGUCUGCUGCAGAAAGCCUACAAUAAGGUUUCGGGUUGGACUGUACAGUAUUACUAUGAUGGGCUUGGGCGACGUGUUGCCAGUAAGUCUAGCCUAGGAGAGCAUCUCCAAUUCUUUUAUGCAGACCUUGCCAACCCUAUAAGAGUCACUCAUCUGUACAACCACACAAGCUCAGAGAUUACAUCUCUUUAUUAUGAUCUCCAAGGUCACCUUAUUGCCAUGGAGUUAAGUAGUGGGGAAGAAUAUUAUGUAGCCUGUGAUAAUACAGGCACUCCACUAGCUGUGUUCAGCAGCCGGGGUCAGGUCAUAAAGGAGAUUCUGUAUACGCCUUAUGGUGACAUCUACCACGAUACUUACCCUGACUUUCAAGUCAUAAUCGGUUUUCAUGGAGGACUCUAUGAUUUUCUUACGAAAUUAGUGCAUCUAGGGCAAAGGGAUUAUGAUGUUGUUGCUGGCAGAUGGACCACACCUAAUCAUCACAUAUGGAAGCAGUUGAACCUUCAUCCCAAACCAUUCAACCUGUACUCCUUUGAGAAUAACUAUCCAGUUGGCAAAAUUCAAGAUGUCGCAAAGUAUACCACAGAUAUUGGCAGUUGGUUGGAGCUCUUUGGUUUCCAGUUACAUAAUGUACUACCUGGAUUUCCCAAACCAGAACUAGAAAACUUGGACUUAACUUACGAGCUUCUUCAGCUUCAGACAAAAACUCAAGAGUGGGACCCUGGAAAGGUGAUCCUGGGCAUUCAGUGUGAGCUCCAGAAACAGCUCAGGAAUUUCAUUUCCUUGGAUCAGCUUCCUAUGACUCCUCAGUACAAUGAGGGGCGGUGCCUUGAAGGAGGGAAAACACCAAGGUUUUCUGCCGUCCCUUCUGUCUUUGGCAAAGGUAUAAAAUUUGCCAUCAAAGAGGGCGUAGUGACGGCUGAUAUUAUAGGAGUAGCCAAUGAAGAUAGCAGAUGUCUUGCUGCCAUUCUCAACAAUGCCCAUUACCUGGAAAACCUGCAUUUUACCAUAGAAGGGAGGGACACUCACUAUUUCAUUAAGCUUGGGUCUCUGGAGGAGGAUCUUGUGCUCAUUGGUAACACUGGGGGGAGGCGGAUUCUGGAGAAUGGUGUCAAUGUCACUGUGUCUCAGAUGACUUCAGUGUUGAAUGGAAGGACUAGACGUUUUGCAGAUAUUCAACUGCAGCACGGAGCUCUGUGCUUCAAUAUCCGGUAUGGAACGACUGUUGAAGAGGAGAAGAACCACGUGUUGGAGAUGGCCAGACAGCGAGCGGUGGCCCAGGCCUGGCUUCAGGAGCAGAGGAGGCUACAGGAAGGGGAAGAAGGGAUUCGGGCAUGGACAGAGGGGGAAAAACAGCAGCUUUUGAGCACUGGGAGGGUGCAAGGGUAUGAUGGGUAUUUUGUCUUGUCUGUUGAGCAGUAUUUAGAACUUUCAGACAGUGCCAACAAUAUUCACUUUAUGAGACAGAGCGAAAUAGGCAGGAGGUAACAAAAGAAAUCUCUGCCUUUGCGUCACCAAAGACUGCCUGUUUUUAAAACAAAAAAAUAAUGGUUUAUUGUAUUGGUUUUCUAGAUCAGAACUCUGUAUGUGUAAAUAUGGAGGAAAAACAUAUCCAACUGCCUUUCAAUGUGACAGAAGAUGGUAUUUUAAUAUUGUUUGUUUAAACUCUUUAAGAAAUGACAGAGAUUUUUAGUUCUUGUGUGGCAGUAUUCAAAAGAACACAAGCUGAACUCAAACAGCUAACACAAAUGUUUUUAGAAGCACCACUUUCAAUUUGUUGAGCC
This is a messenger RNA of Microtus oregoni (creeping vole), 8193 nucleotides long. RefSeq names its product teneurin transmembrane protein 1 (gene Tenm1). The record is from RefSeq and is a predicted model, not a curated record. Gene Ontology annotation, cellular component: membrane; neuron projection. Gene Ontology annotation, biological process: heterophilic cell-cell adhesion; neuron development; signal transduction. Lineage: Eukaryota; Metazoa; Chordata; Mammalia; Rodentia; Cricetidae. Gene Ontology annotation, molecular function: protein homodimerization activity; protein heterodimerization activity; cell adhesion molecule binding. The transcript is spliced from 31 exons.